AGUAUUGCCUGCGGACCAUGAUUGAGGAAGACCGGGACCUCCUGUGCGUCACUGCUAGUGCGCGUCCCCUCUUUCAAUUACGUAUUUGUCGCCCUCCCUGCUAAAUAACGGGUACUUCCUAGCUCCCUGUGAAAUAGCCACUCUAUUUUACCACUGUCUCUUGGUUUGGUUACAGCUAUGCGGCGCACAUUAUAAUCUGCCAUUGUUUAAUGCAGCUUUGCACGCGCUUGGGUUGACAGCAUCUCACGAGCAGCGCGUGGGAUAAUCGAUUCAGUGUUAAAGCCCUUUCGCUUUUAACCAUGGCAAGCGACGCGCUCCACAGAUUCGUUUGCCUUUGUCGAUACCUACAGGAUCCCUGCCAUGUCGCCAGAUUCCAGCAGCUCUGCGGCGUCCGCGGGACAUUUUCUAAAAAACCAGCCGAGGCUGGCGAGAGUGACGAGGAGCCCGGGGUCAACGGUGCUUGCGUGGGGCAAUGUCAGGGAGACCGCGCGGCUAGUGUUGGGGAUCCAGCACACGGACUUCAGGGCCAAAGGCUAAGAAAAAGUUUAAAUGCUGCUGGAAAUGUUGAACAGGACGAGGGUUCCGCUGCUUUUCUCAACGGACCGUCGGAGCGAGACACAGAGAGGGACUCCAAAGGGACAGUGAAGCCUUUACGCAGGAACUCAUUGACUGGUGAUGUUGGCCAGGAGUUCAUCAUCGAGAACAAGUUUCUCUUCUAUCUCUUUACCAUCGGCACCGAGCUGGGCAACGAGAUGUUCUUCAUCGUGUUCUUCCCCUUCUUGAUGUGGAACGUCGACCCUUAUGUGAGCCGGCAGCUGAUCGUGGUGUGGGCCUGGGUGCUGUUCCUCGGCCAGUCCACCAAAGAUCUGGUCCGCUGGACCCGUCCCGCCUCUCCUCCUGUGGUCAAAGUGGAGGUGUUCUACAACACGGAGUACAGCAUGCCCUCCACACACGCCAUGUCCGGCACCGCGCUGCCCUUCUGUCUGUUCCUGCUCACGUGCAGCCGGUGGCAGUACCCAUUCAUGUUUGGACUGAGCAUCGCUCUGUUCUGGAGUGUCCUCGUGUGCAUCAGCAGGAUUUAUAUGGGCAUGCACUCAGUCCUGGAGGUGAUCACAGGCUUCCUCUACAGUGUGCUCAUCCUGGCGGUCCUUCAGCCCAUGCUGCAUGACAUCGACACGUUCUACCUGUCUCACAGCUACGCCCCUCUGAUCGUUCUGCUUCUGCAUGUUGGCUUCAGCUUGGUGGCCUUCUCGCUGGACUCAUGGAGCACCUCCCGUGGUGACACGGCCCAAGCCUUGGCCACAGCUGCCGGAGCAGCGUUGGCAUCCCGCCUGAACCACCAACUGGGUCUGCAUCCAGAUCCCCCCGAAGAAGCUCUUCCGCUCACUCUGCCCCUGAUCGAUGGGGCUUUAUUGACACGUUCCAUCAUGCGGCUCCUGGUAGGAGUGGCCGUGCUUCUAGCCGUCAGGGCUGCCAUGAAGGCGGUGGCAAUCCCUCUGGCAUGCAAGAUCUUCGGCGUGCCUUCGGAUGACGUGAGGAAGGCUAGACAACACGCGCACGUGGAACUCGCAUACCGGUUUAUGGUCUACGGCACAGUGGCUUACUGCUGCGUUUUCCUGGUGCCGCUUCUCUUCGGCUUCCUUGGCUUAUCCUGAAGAAAAUCCCUCUGUCCGGUCUUGUUAUUAUUUGAUUCUUAUCCAAAACUAAAACAAACUUGGAAAAGCCUUUUGGCUGCAAACACGUAUGAUGUUCAUGAUUCCAAUCAUUUCACUAGCUCCAUUUCCAUGCUAAUUUAUUUUGCUUGUUUUGAUACAUUUAAACAGGGUUUUUGGCACAUCUGCUGCCAACAGAGGGUAAUCAGACAGCUUGAAAGUGAGUGCGUGUGAUGUCAUGAGCUUCAGAGGACCUGUUCAAAGCUCCUGACUGUUUAUAGCCAUACUUAAAAAGGUUUCAAAUGUUUCCUGCAUUUGUCUUUAGUGUUUUUCCCUCAGCAGACUGACAUCCACCCAUCCUGGACCCUUGUUCAUUUAUCUUGCUCAACAAUAUGCAGGAUUGUUUCUCGCUGUACAGACUCAGUCUAUGGCCCUUCCCAUCUGUUUUUAUUCUUCUGAAGCAAACUGACCUGAGUGAACCCCCUUGUCAGUUAUUUGAAUCCUUGUCAUGGUUUCUCACAAGGGCUCAUUCGAAUAACAAUUUGUAAUUUGUGUUCUUCCUAUGGCUUGUUUCUUCUCUUGUGGGGCUAUUCCAGAUCAGUGCUGUGGCCCUAAUGGUUCAGGAAAGACACUCCAAAAUCUGAGAGGUGUAGAAAGUUGUUCUUAUCUAAAAACCAGUUGAGCUCACUCCUCACAAUAAGCGGUAAUGCAUUGAGAGCAUGAGGGGAGGGAACUUCCUGUCAGUAUGAAUGCUGUAUACAUGAACUUCCAUUAGAUGUGUUGCUCUGAAACCCAAGCUAGGAAAAGACCAUUCUGAAUAUGAAUGCAGCAUAUCUUUAACAUUGUCUUUGUCUGUGUAUUAUUUAUAAACAUGUCAGAUAUGUUUUUAAAAUUUACAACAGGGAGUAAGUUUUUUUUUUUUUUUUGCAGUUUUAAUAUAAGCAAAUAAUUACUAGUGGAUUUUUUGUAAUAUUUCUGUUAGUGUUAAUUUCUAGUUCUCUUUAAAGGGAUAGGUCACCCAAAAAUCAAUGACAGAUUCUUUUUUUUUUUUUUUUUUUUUUUUUUUUGUGGAGUGCAGUUUGUGUUGCAGGUUUUCUGCAUGUCUCUCUAUUUGACUGUAUUAAGACAUACAUGUUGUCCCGUAUUGUCAGCAGUUUGGAGGAGAUCCACUAAAAUCCUCUUUCUCCAGGAACACAUUCAGUGUGGCUUUAUUUAAUGGAAGUACUGAACUUACCUGCUUUGUCCGCUUGUCAUGACUAUGGGCAUGAUAAAAUGGCCAAACUAAAUCCAACAUGUAUUUUCGGAUUUUAAGAAAUUAUCAGUAUUAACCUAGGUAGUUGAUAUGUUGUCUGUCAUUGAACUAGUACUCUGUUCUAGCAGUGUAUUUUGUUAGUGUGUUCAGUUACACAAGGAAAUGUUGUAAAGCCAGUCAUAGAAGCCAGAUCUCUGACAUACAUUCAUUGCUCACUGCUCAGAAACCCCAGUGCCUUGCAUCUUUAUUCCUUCAGCGCAACUUCAUCCUUCAACUAGGCACAAGACGACACAGCCGUCUUUCUGUAAACUGUUUUGUAUGGUGUAAAUAACAGAAAAUAUUGUCACACAUCCAUAAUAUUUAUUUGCAAAAACUCAUUUUUGGUUAUAUAAUUGAAGACUUUCAUUUUCUCUCUCUCUCUCUCUCUCUCUCUAACAUCUGAUGCAUAUCUCCAGAUUUGUUCAAUGUGUUAUAUGUAGAAUUUAUCACCGGGUUUCUGGUAACAUAUUUUGAUGUUAACACAUUUAUCUGAAAUGAUUUACCUGUGCACCAGUAUAAAUAAAGGAAACAGUUGUGCUUAUAUUCAAUUGUGAUCAGUUCUGCAUAUAGUAAAUGUACCAUAACUGAAUCAUAAGCUGUUUUAUUUUACAGUGCACUGUGCUAAAGUGGUUAUCAUAUCACAGAUGGCAGGAUGAUAUUUUAGGGUUUCCUGGAAAGAAAUCCAUUAUGAAUGAAGCUUGUGCACCUUACCUGUGCUGAGAUUUGAGCUGUUCAUGGUCAUCUAAACUCACACAUGUACUGUAACUGUAAUCUAUGGCUGCUCGUCUGCAAUGUGCUUGCCAUUUUUCUGCUCUUAUUAUUUCUGUGAAUAAAGAAAACAGUAUAAAUUA
This is a messenger RNA of Carassius gibelio (silver crucian carp), 3794 nucleotides long. RefSeq names its product sphingosine-1-phosphate phosphatase 1-like. The transcript has 3 exons. Bases 300 to 1655 code for a protein of 451 amino acids. Gene Ontology annotation, molecular function: sphingosine-1-phosphate phosphatase activity. Gene Ontology annotation, biological process: phospholipid dephosphorylation; sphingosine metabolic process. Gene Ontology annotation, cellular component: endoplasmic reticulum membrane. The record is from RefSeq and is a predicted model, not a curated record. Lineage: Eukaryota; Metazoa; Chordata; Actinopteri; Cypriniformes; Cyprinidae.